Molecule: messenger RNA, 228 nt
Organism: Tetrahymena thermophila SB210
Lineage: Eukaryota; Ciliophora; Oligohymenophorea; Hymenostomatida; Tetrahymenidae
Exons: 2
Source: RefSeq, a predicted model, not a curated record
AUGAAAUAGCUUUAGUUUCACUAAUAGUUAAUUGAAAUAUGUUCUUAGAAGUUGUUAGUUAGUUAGCAAAUUCGUAAAUAGAAACACAGAAAAUCAAAAUAGUUUCAAUAAAAAUUAUUAUGUUUAUUAAAUAUAAAAAAAGGCAUUUUUAAAAAUAACAACUAAAUUAACAUUUAAAAAUAUUUUUUAUCAAAUUCAAAAGCACAUUAAAAUGUUUUUUAGCUUUGA